Molecule: messenger RNA, 2913 nt
Organism: Aedes aegypti (yellow fever mosquito)
Lineage: Eukaryota; Metazoa; Arthropoda; Insecta; Diptera; Culicidae
Product: endoplasmic reticulum metallopeptidase 1
Exons: 5
Coding region: 252-2891 (879 amino acids)
Biological process (GO): proteolysis
Molecular function (GO): metalloexopeptidase activity
Source: RefSeq, a predicted model, not a curated record
AGUAGUCUAGUAGAUCAUUACAGCCCAUAAUACAAUAUUAAGAAUCAGCUGAAUUUGUUUUUGAGAUACUUCAGCAUAUUAUACUGUAUAGGUAUUGAAUGCUUACAGUUAUCACAAGCCUUUAGCAAUUGAGCUGCGAAAUGCACAUCUUGACUGCCUAGUUAUAAGGCUACACCAAUAAAGAUUCGAGUCUCGUUUUUAAGAGCUCAGUUACCUUCGAGUACGCCAACUGGACACGUCUGCCGGCCGCUAUGGCUAACCAGAAAAAAGGAAGUAAGCAGCCCCUGUUACAAUCAAAAACACAGGAUGAAGACCGCAAUCUACACCAAAUCGAUUCUCAAUUCGGAAUGUUGGGAGUAGCACUGAUGUUGCUAUGUGGAACUGUAUCAAGUUAUUUGUUCACCAAUCUUCCGAACGCAUUGACACGUGCCGACUUGGAAAGAUAUCCUGGAGCAUUUAUUGCAGAAAGGGCGUGGGAUAAUUUGAAAGUACUGAACGAUAUUGGGCCGAAGCCAACCGGAAGUGAUGCAAACGAGAAGCUAACAGUAAACUAUCUGAAACGAGAAAUUGAAUUGAUUCAAGCUAGCAAGCAUCGAAACCAACUAUUGGCAACCAAACAUCAAAUUACAACAGGGGGUUAUCCCGUUGAUAAAUUGACGAGCUUGUACAGAAACGUACAAAACUUGGUCGUGAAAUUGGCGGGUGAAAAUGGUAACUCUACGAGUCCUGCCUUACUACUGAACUGCCACUUUGAUACGGUAGCAAGCAGUCCUGGGGCCAGUGAUGAUGGAGCUAGUUGCUGUGUUAUGCUUGAAAUUAUGAGGGUGCUAUCGAGAGAACCGAAACGUAAUCGACAUUCCAUAAUUUUCUUAUUUAAUGGUGCCGAGGAAACACCACUGCAGGCAGCACAUGGUUUCAUUACGCAACACAAGUGGGCCAAACAGGUCACGGCAUUCCUAAAUUUGGAAUCAGCCGGAUCUGGUGGAAAGGAAGUUCUUUUCCAAAGUGGUCCCCAACAUCCGUGGAUGAUCGAUGUGUACGCUCGUUCUAUAAGGCAUCCAUUUGCUCAGACUGCUGGAGAGGAGAUAUUCCAAUCAGGACUAAUACCAUCCGAUACUGACUUCAGAAUAUUUAGAGAUUUUGGAAAUAUUCCUGGAAUGGAUUUCGCACAUAUGGUUGAUGGAUAUCGAUAUCAUACUAAGUAUGACAAUAUGGAUUAUUUAUCGCUCCCUGUUCUACAGCGUACGGGUGAUAAUAUAUUAUCAUUGACAAGAGAAAUGGUGAACAGUGACGAAUUGGAGAAAGCAUCAUUGGGAGAGAACAAAGUCGGUUACAGUAUCUUUUACGACUUUAUGGGGCUAUUAUUUGUAUGCUACUCUGCCGAUUCUGCCAUUGCGAUCAACACUUUGGUAGCAAUUCUGGCUAUUAUCAUGCCAUAUUACGGACUCAGACGAUCGGUGGGUGUGCUGGGAGAAGGAUCCAUAGCAAAGGAAGCAAUUUAUGGAUUUUUAGCAACUGUAGUUGGAACUAUUGGAAGCCUCCUGACAUGCCUUAUCAUUGGUCGCCAGCUUGAUGCUAUGGGCCGGGCGUUAUCGUGGUACUCAACGCCGUUUUUAGUGUUGGGAUUGUAUUGCUGCCCGGCUUUGCUGUGUCAUUGUUUCUCGCAGAUGGGCAUUAAUCGAUUAUUUGCCAAUAAAAAGACUGUGCUGAAUUUAUCGCAAAUCGUUCAAUCCCGUAUGAUUGGUGUUAGUCUCUUCUGGGCCCUCCUGGUAAUUCCUCUGACGUUUGCUGGCAUACGAACUUCCUACAUUUUUAUGAUCAUCCUGCUGUUCUCAUUGAUAGCAUCAAUCGUAACGACGGUUUUAAGUUGGCAGAAUACUACCAGAAAAUGGCUCUUGGUACAUUUAGCCUUCCAGUUACUUACAAUGCUUUGGGCAACUCAGUACUACCAUAUGUUCAUGAAAUUGUUCAUUCCCAUUUCUGGUCGUAUUGGUGCAAAUAAAAAUCCCGAAUAUCUAGUUGGAUCAAUCGCUGCUCUAAGUAUACUGUUGAUUAGUAGUUAUAUGAUGCCUUUGGUGGGAUUAUUGAAAAGAGCCUCUGAGUUGACCGCCAAAUUGACAGUGUUCAUCCUAUUAGCUGUGCUGCUGGCUUGCUUCACCCAAGUUGGAUUCCCAUACCGAGAUGAUAGUGCACAUGCUCCUACAGUUCAGCGACACUAUGUUACGCAUGUUAUGCGUUCGUACUAUGAUGAGCUGGGUAAUUCUAGAGGAAAUGAUUCUGGAUUUUUAUUCCGAGAAAUGGAUCGCAACUCAGUCCGAUUGAUACGUGGAAUUGCCAGUCCGGAUAAGGUUACAGCAGUACGUCAAAUGAACUCGUGUGAAAAGGAAAUUUUCUGUGGGAUUCCAUUCUACUCUCUGUGGCAUCAAAAGCGAUUUGACAACUAUUGGUUACCUGGACCACCACCUGUCGCGGAAGAGGCAGUAACAAUCAAGAAGAUCAGGCAGGACCAAAUCAGCGAGCACGUCCGGCGACUGACGUUCGUUUUAGAAGGAAGCAUCCAAUCUUCCUUAAUUAUAGGAGCCAAACCAGGAGUGAAGUUGGUAGGCUGGAGCUUAUUAGAAAAGCUCACUCCUGCAACUGAAUUCAACAAUCAAACGGCUCACUUCGUGCUGAUCACUCACGGUUUGGCCAGUGAACCGUGGGAAAUAACUUUGGAUUUCGAACAUGAAGACACACAUUAUAAUGGAUUACUGGUGGAUAUUGCUGUCGUCACUACGCAUUGGGAAGCACAUCGCAUGCACACGAAGGAGUUCACUGAUCUGAUAAACAAGUUUCCAUCAUGGGCACACGUUGUACCGUCGGUCGCAGUUAUGAAUAUACACGUAUUUUAAAUAAAGAAAAUGUAUUUGUUUA